GUAGAUAAAAAAAGUUUUUGUUUAUUUCGCUGCGAGGAAUUUAGCUAUAUAAAUUAAGGAAAAUCUAUAUGGUAGAUUUUUGUAUUAGUCACAAUUAUUAUCCAUGUCUUUUGUUUUUCGUUUUUUUUUCGUACUCAUCAGUGAUGUUAACGUCUUCUUCGUAAAUAAAUGUUAGUUCAUGUAACCUACACAGAUAACCUAAUAAACACGAAAAAAAAAAAUGUGAACUGUAAUGAAAUUGAUAAAAUAAAAUCAGCUUCCAAGUACAUCAUACAUUUGUUAUGAAAUAAGUUUAGAGAUAAAACACACUGCAUUCACAACACAAUCAUCUUUCGUUAAUGACUGCAAUCAACAAUGAAAUUAUUAAUUUUAUUUUGUUUUAUACACUGUGUUUUGUCUUUGGAAGAAAAAUCUCCACGGAUUAUAGUUGUUGGUUCCGGCGCAUCAGGUAUCGCAGCCGCUUCAAGACUUCUUCAGAAUGGAUUCAAUAAUAUUACCAUGUUCGAGGCAGAAAACCGGAUGGGCGGAAGAGUUUAUUCGGUUCAAAUCGGUGAAUAUUUAGCUGACUUAGGAGGUCAGUGGGUCACGGGCGAGAUCGGAAAUGUUGUAUUUGAAUUAGCUUGGCCGUUAGGACUUUUACAAAAAUAUGAUGAUAAUAAAGAAUGGAAUUCAACGUUUAAAAUAUUUGGAUCAUCGGGAGAAGUAAUACCUGAAAGUGUGUCGACGUCAUUAAUAAAAUAUUUAGAGAACUUAACAAGUUCUAUGGAUGAAAGUAUUCAUUUAACAACUGGCUCGCUGGGUGAAUAUGUCGAAAAAAAAUUAAAUGAGUAUUUCAAAAGUCAUCCAGAAAUAACUACUGAACAACGCCAGCCGUUAUUACGCUUAUUAGAUUUGAUGGAAAUGAUACAAGAUGCUGGGAAAAGUUGGCAUGAAGUUUCUGCAAAGGGUUCAUUUGACUAUAAGUUUUGUAAAGGUGAUCAAGCAAUUAAUUGGAGAACACGUACAUAUUCUAUGAUUUUGGAUAUACUUACGAAAAAAUAUCCAAAUCCAGAAGAAGAGCUUCCGGUGAAAAAUAUUACCGAGUUAAAUACCAAAGUAUAUAACAUACAUUAUGAUGAAACUCCUAUAAAAGUGACAACUACUGAUGGAAGAGAACACUUGGCUGAUCACGUAAUAUUUACACCGUCUUUAGGCGUGCUUAAAAAAAAUUACAAUCAUCUAUUUAGUCCAUCACUCCCUGAGAGAAAACUCAAUGCAAUUAAAAAUCUUUCUUUCGGAGGUGUCGCUAAAAUAAUUCUCUAUUAUGAAAAUCCUUGGUGGUUAAACGAUCCAAUUUAUUUACGGUCUAUAUAUUGGACUGAAGAAGAUAGAAAAGAUCUAAAAAAUGAUCCUCGAAGAAAAUGGAUGCUUGGUGUAUCUACAGCGAUGAGGGUUGAACAUAAACCAAAGUUACUGCUUAUUUGGGUAAGUGGACCCUACGUACGUGAAAUGGAACUAACUCCAGAAGAAUUGUUUCAAGCACAAGUAAAAUAUCUCAUACGGAGAUUUUUUGGAAAGGCUUACAAUCUAACUGUGCCUACUAUAAUAAAAAGGACUACUUGGAACACUAAUGAAAACUUCCUCGGAACUUAUAGUUUUCGCGGGGUACAAGAUUAUAUUGCUGGUGGUCGUAUCGAAGAUUACGCUGCACCAAUAACAUUGGAAGAUAAACCUGUACUACUAUUCGCUGGUGAAGGCACGAGUGAUCAUUAUGGUAUGAUCAAUGGUGCGAUUGAGACAGGAUGGCGAGAAGCUGACCGUUUGAUAGAUUACUACAAUGCAUCUCCACGGAUUAUAAUUGUCGGUUCAGGUGCAUCUGGUAUUGCAGCAGCUUCAAGGCUUCUUGAAAAUGGAUUUAAUAAUAUCGCUAUACUUGAUGCUGAAAACCGGAUGGGAGGAAGAGUUUAUUCUGAUCAAAUCGGUGAAUAUCUAGUCGACAUAGGAGCCGAAUGGGUGCACGGAGAAAAAAAUAAUGUUGCAUUUGAAUUAGCCUGGCCAUUAGGACUCCUUGAAAGAUUUAGUGAAAAUACUGAAUUUAAGUUUGGAUUAAAAAUUUUUGGAUCAUCGGGACAUAUAAUACCUGAAAAAAUAGCAAAUCCGUUACAAAUGCAACUUGAUGCCAUGAGUGAAUCCAUAGGUGAUAAUAUUAAUUCGUUAAAAACUGGUUCGCUUGGUGAAUAUGCAGAAAGAAAGUUAAAUACAUACUUUAUGAAUCAUCCGGAAAUAACAACCGAUCAACAUAAACCAUUAUUACAUUUAUUGAAUUUGAUGCUAAUGGUAAUGGAAGCAGCAGAAAGUUGGCAUGAAGUGUCAGCAAUAGGAGAAAGAGAUUACGAAGAAUGUGAGGGAGACCAAGUAAACAAUUGGAAAGAACGUACUUAUACGACAAUUUUGGAUAUACUUAUGAAAAAAUAUCCAAAUCCAGAAGAAGAACUUCCAGUGAAAAGUAUGACUCAAUUGAAUACUAAAGUAUCAAACAUAAAAUAUGAUGAUAGUCUCGUAAAAGUUACAACAAUUAAUGGUCAAGAACAUUUCGCUGAUCACGUAAUCUUCACACCAUCUUUGGGCGUGCUUCAAAAAAAUUAUAAUCAGUUAUUCAAUCCAUCGUUGCCUGAGAGAAAACUUAAUGCAAUUAAAAAUCUUUCAUUCGGGCGUGUGGCUAAAAUAAUUGUCUACUACGAAAAUCCUUGGUGGUUAGACGACCCAGUUUACAUAAGGGCUAUUUAUUGGACUCAAGAAGAUAAAAAGAAAAUUGAAAAUGAUCCUCCGAAAAAAUGGAUGCUUGGAGUGUCACUAGGAAUGCGAGUGGAACAUCGACCAAAGCUUCUUCUUUUUUGGGUGACCGGACGUUAUGUACGUCAUAUGGAACUGACUCCCGAAGUAUUCUUUCAAGAACAUGUGAAAGAACUUAUAACUAAAUUUUUCGGAAAAGCUUACAAUCUUACAGAACCUACUGUAAUAAAACGGAGUCUUUGGGCGACCAAUGAAAACUUUCUUGGGACUUAUAGUUAUCGCGGAGUACAAGCUGACAUAGCUGGUGCUCACAUUGAAGAUUAUGCAGAACCAAUCAUUCAAAAUAAUAAACCUGUACUUCAGUUUGCUGGUGAAGCUACAACUGCUCACCAUUCUACAGUUCAUGGAGCAAUCGAUUCAGGGUGGCGUGAAGCUGAUCGUUUAAUCAAUUAUUAUAGUAAAAAAAUCGAUAUAAAAAAACAAAAAAUAACUGACCCACAAAUUUCAAUAAUGUAUCCCAGAAAAAAUUAAAAAAGAACUAUGUAUUUUUAAUA
Molecule: messenger RNA, 3326 nt
Organism: Microplitis demolitor
Lineage: Eukaryota; Metazoa; Arthropoda; Insecta; Hymenoptera; Braconidae
Product: spermine oxidase
Exons: 16
Coding region: 355-3303 (982 amino acids)
Molecular function (GO): polyamine oxidase activity
Source: RefSeq, a predicted model, not a curated record